AUGCUUCCUCGCUUCCAAUAUCCAUCCCUUCCCACGUCGACAAGCAUUCGCCUUAUCAAAUUACUCCCCUCCCAUCCAGAUGUGCUUCGUUGUAAAAUGGUUAGCCUGAAUCUCAACGAGCAGUCUCAGGCAUCCCCAUACGUCGCAUUGUCUUACACGUGGGGGGACCCAAUAACUAUUAGGGAGGAGCCUGUGCCCGCAUCGGGAAAUCUCAGAAUGCCGGAAGAUUUUGCCAAAUUGCCAUUCGUGUUCGAGUCCGAGUGUUCAGGCGACGUAAAAGUAUAUAACACUGACUAUGCCAUGAAAUAUUACGUUGAAAGGCACCCUUGGAUUCCACGAGUAAAAGAUCAGAUCCCACAAAUUGCAUCAGAACCGAUAGAAAUCGACGGCCAGCUGACUUACAUACAAGAGAACCUGCGGUGUUUUCUCAUGGAAUAUCGUUCUUUCCAGCUCAAUCUUUCGAUUACAUCAUCACCGACCGAGGAUGAUUGCAGAGAUGGCCGUUUUCAUGAGGCUCUCCAAGCACCGAUUUGGAUCGAUGCCCUUUGUAUCAACCAGAACGACCUGAAAGAGAGGAGCUCUCAGGUUCAGUUGAUGGAUAGGGUCUUUCGAGGCGCCAUGAGAGUGUUUGCUUGGUUGGGACCUCCAGAUGGCCUUACUGUUGAUGCCAUACGGGGACUACACAAUAUCUACGAAUCUGACAUUAUUGCAAAGGCAGAGGAGGGAAUGACUCUGUCAGCAGUUCCAGGCAUGGAACUUAUCCACUGGUUUGCCGUCUUUGCUUUUUUUCAACGGUCUUGGUUUCGGCGUGCUUGGGUUACGCAGGAAGCAAUUUUUGGGAGGGAGCGCAUCACAGUUUUUUUUGGAGGCACCAUGUUUUCCUGGGAACGAAUUUCCAUGUUAGUUGAAGCGCUAAUUAAAUCUGGCCUUCACCUGGAAAUGUUGAAACUUGGUCGCAACCUCCUUAAGGGGGAACCACUCUCUGAUAAUACUCGGCAAAUUCGAAAGCUAGCUGCAUUUGACGAUGAGAACGAUAAGAACGCCGACGACACUGAUGAUUCCACAGACGCGACCAAAAAGAUGCUUCGAGGACUAGAUGGCUUGUCUUUUACAUACUCAAUUCGGAACCUUGUAUUCCGUUUCAGGACAGACGGUGACACAAUAUUCACAGAGUUCCCUCCUCUGUUGCGUGUUUUGGGUUUGUUCCGUGGUACAGACGCCACGGAUCCACGAGACAAAGUCUUCGCUUUUCUGAACAUUGCUUCUGAUGCGAGAAAGCUGGCCAUAGUCCCGGACUACAGUGCUACCCUGCAGUCAGUCUACAGACAAACCACAGAGACAAUCAUGAGAAAGACGGCGUCCUUAUCGAUACUCUCACAGGUUCAAGAGCCUUUCCACACUCGGUUUUAUCAGUUGCCCGGGUGGGUGCCUGACUUUAGCUCUCAACUUCCCUACACUCCUCUUGAUACGGGUGAUGACGACGUGUUGUUCUGCGUAUCGGGUUCUGGUACUGAAACAUGGUUUGAGAUCCACAACGACGACACACUAGAAGUCGAGACGAUUGAAGUAGACGUGGUUAUGAUAAGCGAGCUGGUGGGAAACGACCUUGAUGAUAUGGUUCUAAAUCUGUUGAAAUCGAUUCUCAGAAUACCCCAUCAGUAUCCAAUUGGGGACUUCGAGAAACAAGUCAAAAGUCCUUUUGAGGACAGCACAGGCUCUUUCAGGAUCAGGGGCAUCACGCGUGUUGAAGCAUUAUGGCGAACAUUAGUUGGAAACAUGCUCCCAAACCCAAAUCCAGGCUUCUUCGUAUACCCCGAUGAUGCGGUGACCUAUCCAGCUCCGGAAUCUUUGGGUCAUGGCUUCUCGAAUUGGAUUGAGGUUGGAAUCUUGGAGAUGUGGUAUCUUUUUCAAAACUUCGAUGGAGAUGAAUCUCCAUUGUCCAGCUCUGGAGCCCGACGCGUUUUAACUACUCUUGCCCUCUGGGCAGCGAUCUACCGAAACAAACAUAUUCCUCUCACUAAAGAUACGAUAGGUUAUAGCCUCGAACAUGCAGAUCUCACGAAGAUGGCAAAGAAAGAGAAAGAAGAGGAGGAAGAUAUCGGGUUCAUUAUUAGCAGCCAAAAAUUUCUCCCAAGUGCAUCGAGGCUCAAAACGCUCCUAGACGAUCCAAACCUGAUAGAUGAACUUCGAGGAUACGAUGGAGACCCGCAGGCCGCCGUCAAUGGGCAGUGGAGAGAGCAAGCGUUGUUGCAUUUUAACAGUGAUGAGAGGGCUAAUAUCAACUCAUUUGAGAAGAGGAUGAGAACUAUGCUAGAAGGAAGGAGGCUUUUCACCACUAAGGGAGGCCUUGUGGGAGUAGGGCCCCGGUCAUUGUUUUCGGAACGUGGUUGCUUGUAUGAGAUCCAUAUAAUUAAGGGUGCAAAAGUUCCCUAUAUUCUCGCAAGGUUUGAUGAUGGAUCGUAUCGUUUGGUUGGAGAAGCUUAUGUCCAUGGCAUUAUGAACGGAGAGAUACCUGAAAAAAUGGGGGAUCUUGACUGGUGCAAUUAUAAGAGAAUUAGAUUGAAAUGA
Colletotrichum truncatum is the source of this 2568-nucleotide messenger RNA. RefSeq names its product ankyrin and het domain-containing protein. Lineage: Eukaryota; Fungi; Ascomycota; Sordariomycetes; Glomerellales; Glomerellaceae. The record is from RefSeq and is a predicted model, not a curated record.